Salvelinus sp. IW2-2015 is the source of this 2457-nucleotide messenger RNA. Its product is annotated as tetraspanin-9. Gene Ontology annotation, cellular component: plasma membrane. Lineage: Eukaryota; Metazoa; Chordata; Actinopteri; Salmoniformes; Salmonidae. The record is from RefSeq and is a predicted model, not a curated record.
AUAGGAGCUAAUCAUCUUUGUUUCAAAUGUAUACUCACCUGGGAAAAUGUAGGCCUUAGUCUGUUGUAAUCCCACAAGAGAUCAACUAUUAAAAAAAAAUUACAGGGACGAGAGAAAAAAAACGUAUUUUUAAUAGAUGGGUUAGCUGGAAAUGUCACGAGAACAAUGUGCAUGCUUCUAUGGGGGCAGAAGUCAGCGUGUUGUGAUUCUGGAUGACCAGAUUGCUAGCAAGAAUGAGAAGCGUAAUGUGGGGAAUCGUAAGUGGCUCGUUUUCUUGAUACCAUGUCUUGUUUUGACAGAUUUCAUGUCAAUGCUAUGGCCCAAAUUCGCAAGCUAACCAACAACUUUAACGAUGUAUUUGAGAGACAAGUACACAUUUAUUUCUGUUUUUAAUAAACAUCGAAUUCGAAAUACAGUUGACAUGUCAGCAAUUUAAAGCCAACCCCGUGUGUUUUGCCCUAUAGUUGUGCAAGCGUUGAUUUUGUUGCUGAACAACCAACCCUUCUAUACCAGCGAGUUUUCAUUAGUUUACUUUGCUAACGCUGCACUGGUGUUUUCUUGAGGAAUUACAACAGUUUCGCAAGUGAGAUCGUCACAGCUUCACCAUGGCUCGCGGCUGCCUCUGCUGUGUCAAAUACAUGCUGUUCCUCUUCAACCUGCUCUUCUGGUUGGGGGGCUGUGGUUUGUUGGGUGUGGGGGUGUGGUUGUCUGUGUCUCAGGGCAGUUUUGCCACCCUAUCACCAUCCUUUCCCUCCAUCUCUGCUGCCAACCUCAUCAUCACCCUGGGUGCUGUCAUCAUGGUUACAGGCUUCCUGGGUUGCCUGGGUGCCAUCAAGGAGAACAAGUGUCUGCUGCUGAGUUUUUUCAUCACGUUGUUGGCUAUUCUGUUGGCAGAGCUGAUCCUACUCAUCCUGUUCUUCGUAUACACAGACAAUGUGAGUGAGAACGCCAGACAGGACCUGAAAGAGGGACUUACUCUGUACAGCACCAACAACAACGCUGGCCUCCGCAACGCCUGGAACACCAUACAGACAGAGUGGCAUUGUUGUGGGGUGAAUGGGUACACAGACUGGCACACUGCCCUGCAGGAGAAGGUGGUUCCUGACCACUGCUGCCAGGAUAUCUACCAGGACUGUGGGCGCAAUGCCACCAACCAGUUCUGGUCACAGGGUUGCUAUGAGAAGGUAGAGGAGUGGCUGGAUGACAAUAAACACCUGCUGGGAACCAUCGCCAUGUGUGUUCUGGUCAUACAGCUCCUGGGUAUGGCCUUCUCCAUGACUUUGUACCARCAGAUCCACCGAUCCGGGAAGAAGUACGAAGCUUAGAACACACACACACACAGAGUUUGAGACCCAUUACUUUUAUACAAAAUUAUACUCUAAAAAGACACACACACAUGCCACAAAACAGCUUUUUAUUUAGUGUUUUAUAUUUACACACCCUUGUAUCAUUUUCUGCACAAAGGCAAUUUUAAUGUUUUUUGAGGAUCAUCUUAAUGUUCUUGGCCGGGAUUCAAUCCGACUGCGGGUUGUCAACAAUUAAUGUGAUCUCAUGCAUGGUAAAUGGGUCAUUCCACAAAUAAAGUGCCAAAAAUCAGCAUUUUGACAUUGUCCCGCGUUAUGUUUUUCCAACUUCAGCCCAAAAUUCCUCCAUGUUUUAACCAUCAUUGAAGUUAUACUCUUAAAAAGUUGAACUAGUUAUGUUGUUGCUUUGACAGUAAUUUCUGAAGAUGUAUUUAUUUCAUGCGAUUAAUUUAUGUCUGUCCCUCAUUUUAAGGCCAACCCUGUUACGUGAACAUAACUUUUUUUAAAUAUAUAUAUAUGGUGAAUCUAUUCCUUUUUAAGAAGUUUUUUCUAACAAACAGUCAACUCAGUGUAAAGGAGGUGAACUGGUUCUACUCUUUUUGGCAAUUUUCUGGUGCUUUGUGCUUAAACUGAGCGUGUCAAUUAUAACGUCAUCCCUUUUACCCAUAGAUUGGAAUUGUUAAAACAUUUCUAGCCAAUAGUUUUGUGAAGCUUGCAUUCAAGUGUCCAUUCUCCCUGUCACAAGGGGAUUUUUAUUUAACCGCUUAAUGUGACACCGCUUAUGUUAAAUUAAUAGUUUGUUUUGACCAAUUUACACUGCCCAUAAUGUUAGCAUUUUGUGGAAGGACCCAAAUGCUGCAUAUAGCUCAAUCGGAAAUUCCCUUUAAGCUGAAUUGUCGACAACCCCGGCCCUAGUUCAGUUAUGGUGGGACUAAGUGUGGGUGAGGAAGGGGGGUUGGAUUGUGUGGGUGUAGGGACACCCCUCAGUCAUCCAGAAUAGAAUGAAUGGCUUGAACACAAAAAGAGUAGAGGGAAAGAGGUUUGGUUUCAUGCCUUAGAAAUCCUUAAACUGAUUAGUUAUAUUGUACGGAUGCAUUAUUGUAAAACCAGUUACUGGGAUGUGUUCAAUAAAAGUUACGCUUAUUCUGUCAAA